Molecule: messenger RNA, 1166 nt
Organism: Danio aesculapii
Lineage: Eukaryota; Metazoa; Chordata; Actinopteri; Cypriniformes; Danionidae
Gene: grcc10
Product: gene rich cluster, C10 gene
Exons: 4
Coding region: 99-467 (122 amino acids)
Biological process (GO): post-embryonic development
Source: RefSeq, a predicted model, not a curated record
CCAACCGGAAGUGCGCACGGGUCCGUGUCACAGGAGCGGCUGCGGUUGGGCACUUGCAUCACCGACAUUUGGGUUGUGAAUCUCCUGUGUGAGCCGGCAUGGCCUCUGCCCCAGCACAGCAGCCCACGCUCACUGUAGAGCAGGCUCGAGUUGUUCUUAGUGAAGUUAUCCAGGCCUUCUCCGUGCCAGAGAAUGCAGCCCGCAUGGAGGAAGCCCGUGAAAGUGCCUGCAACGACAUGGGCAAAAUGCUGCAGCUCGUGCUCCCUGUGGCCACUCAGAUCCAGCAAGAGGUCAUCAAAGCGUACGGCUUCAACAAUGAAGGAGAAGGUGUUCUCAAAUUCGCCCGACUGGUAAAGAUGUAUGAAACUCAGGACCCAGAGAUCGCAGCCAUGUCCGUGAAACUCAAGAGUCUCCUUCUGCCUCCUCUUUCCACUCCUCCUAUCGGCAGCGGCAUCCCGACCUCAUAGUAAAACACAAAACUCAUACAAUUCCAAACAGUUUUCACCUUAAAUUCAUGUUUUUUUUUCAUUUUCCCCCAAAAUAUAGGUUUUAGUCAGUUUUAAUACAGCGUUGAUGGGUGAUUUGAUCAAGUAUAAGUUGCUCAAAUCACCGAAAAUUAUUUGCAUAAAUAGAAGUAUAAUGUAAAAUGGUAAAGUAAAUGGUCACACUUUAAACAAUAUGGUUCCAUUAGUUAAUGUGUUUAUUUACUAGCAUGAACUAUUGUACAGUGUUCUUAAAUAUAGUGCAAAUAUUCACUAAUGCAUUCAAUUUCUAAAUUGCACUUGCUCAAUAAUGUUAACAAUGAUGAAUAAAUACUGUAAUAAACUCACUGUUCAUAGUAUUAAGUGCAUUAAGUAAUGCAGCCUUAUUGUAAAGUGUUGCCAAGUAAGCAGGAUAGUAAUGAACACUUACAUUCCCAUUAUCCCCAGUUAAAUACUUUUUUUUUUCACAUAUUUAUUUUUUUGUAUUUAAAUGUAUUUUGCCAUUGCUGAGUGUGUAUAUUUAUCAGGCAAAACAGACAUUAUGAAAGUCUUAUUUCUUUUUUGGAUGCUUUUUGUACGGUUUCCAUUGAUUAUGUCUCAUUUUAAUAUAGAAUAAACAUAUGUAUUUGCAUUCAUUGACAUUCUUCUUAAUAUUUGCAAAACAUCAUUGUCAUGUUAACAGUA